GGGUGGUCGCAAUACGCGAACGUUACGAAGAUGCAGGACGAUGAAAAAUCUCUGGUAUCUCGAGCCAAGAUCCCUCGAACAAUGGGAUAUCUUCGGGACCGACUCGGUUACGGUGGACAAUUAUUGCUCGAUUGCCGGAAGAUAAUGUUUCAUCGUGGAUGAAAUAAUGAUUUUCUUUCGGCCGGACGAAAACAUGUGAAAAUUCCACGAUAAUGGCGGCCGUAAAUUAUUUCUGUCCUCGGUUACCGAUGGCAUCACGAUAAUUGGAUACCGAGAUUCUAGCAGAUGACCGGAGCACGAUAAAUUUUGAAGAAAGGAAAAGUGAUCUGGUUCACUUUCCUCUCGAGCCUCGCCGCGCCUGAGAUACGAUAAUGUCUCGCCGUUUUGUUUUAUGGCUUGCUCCGAACUUUAAUCGAAUGGUUACAGGUUAAUGUAUCGGUAAGUUGGUUUAAACGGUUUCUUGAUUACUAAGGCGUUUAUCAUUUUCGUUUAAUGAAGCGUGGAGAGGGAUAAGAUUUGUUCCUUUCAAUUUUUUAUUCGAGUCAUUAAAAAAAUACAGAUUAACUGUUUAUCUUUAAAUAUUUUUAUUUUGUUACUUUUGUUUUGAUCUUGGAUCGAAGAAGAUGUAUAUAAUGACGAAACCACUUCCGUUUCUUCAAUUUUUCUAAGUCUGUACGCUUUCUAGCCUGAUUCGUCCAUUUCCAAAAAGAGAAGAAGAAAUGUACUGAAUGUCAACUUAUACCGCAUAUCCGCCACAAAUGUCGCAGAUUGCGAAUAGGGCGUACGUGCCCUUGUACUUGAGCAGUCGCAUACGAGCUGCAGUUCUUUCCUUCCCGACAUAAAUCCUCUUCGUUUUUUCUUUUCUCAUGCUUUCUCACAGCUGAACGACGUUAACGCGGCGAACACCGACGUCACUACCAGUCGACCGCUUUUAUUUUCUACUCGCUUCUGCCAUUCUCACACGAUCCUCUCCUGCGAAACAGACUGCACAAAACAGACCGCGAGACGACCGAGACUGUUUUCACUGAAACAAGUUCCCCCGAUUUCCGUCCCAAUGACGCAAUUCUGCUUAUCCAAUCAAAUCGACGAUAAAACAAUCAUAAGUAAGAUGGUCUCCCAUUAAAGUAAUUUAGCCUUUUUAAUCUUGCUAUCUUAACGUAUUAAAGAUCGACGGUAAUACUUUACGUUAACGCAACAUCUCAUUUAUAACUUUUUUAAUCAAUCUACAUUAGCAAGGGAUUGAUUCAAAUGUGGUGGGAACAAAAAGGAAUCGUUAAAUUAUACGAAAUGCCCGAGAGAAAAGCGUAUCUGCGCGUGAUAAUUUGCAUCAAUGAACGUAAGUCGAUUUUUUCAAAUGCAAACGAAUUAAUUUCCCAGCCGGAUACAGACUUUCACAAUGGGGAAAGACUGAUUCGAGCAGUCACGUAAACUACGUACUUGAGUGGUAGACCUGAUCGUUAGCCCGUGAACGGUUUUACAAUAACGCUCAAAGUGUUUUUAUUGGGUAGUAAGAGCCAUUGAAAUAGAUAGAUCAAUAGAGCGGUAAAAUUUAUCAUUACGCUUUGUAUGUAUCUCCUAUAUUUGCAUAAGAAUUUUUUGCCUGCUCAAAACAGAAUCUCGUGAAACAAAAAUUUGGAUCAACUGCUACCGCCCUAUUCUCUUGUAAUCGUUUAAAAAUAAUCAUCUUCUUAUAAUCUAUUUCCGUAAUGUCAUAAUUAGGUAGCUGGAAUUUUAUAUAUUCAAUCAAAAUAAUGUUAAUUAAUUGAAAUAUUUAAUAACCCAAGCAAACGAUCCACAUAAUAUUAAACACAAUCGAUUGUGAUUCAUUGGAUAAAACGUUAGAAAGUCACUGAUGUAAAGGUAAGACAGUCGAAAGAAGAGAAUUAAGAGGAGAAAAAGAGAGAAGCGAAUGCUACCUACCUUUUUUGAAAGACACACGUAAUCGUUCGAUUUUUCGUGCGAGCUUAGUUCAUUCGAUGCUUUUUUAAAAGGAGAAUUUAGGAACAAAUUUACAUAUAUGACGCACGUAGAUACAAAAACCAAAGUGAUCGUUGCCACAUGAUUGAUCAUUUCCUCUAAUCAGAAUUACAUUAUGAACGAUAUAAUUAAAAGUUAAUUUGUACUUUCAAAGUUAGCAAAGUUAAGUUAAUCAUUUUUUCUUCUUUCUUUUCCCGUGGAUAAAAGCGUAACGGUAAUUUGCGAUUUCCGUUACUUUUUUUAGUAAACCGAUUUAUCUCAUGCUUACGUUCGCGCUAAAAGUUUUCUUCCGACCAGAUUAGUCGACGAUCGCAUGAUCUAUAAUGCGCGCUAGCACGCGUCUUUGCUAGUGUUGCCACGAAACAUUUGAAGAAUCCUGAGCAUUUCGUCUUUUGUAGGAUCGUACGUAUUGUAGAAUAGUAGAAACGACGCCAUGACGACGACGCUUAAAUAUCUUGCAAAAUUAUUUUUCACAAGAUUCAAUGCGUUUCAAAUCGGUUCUCUUUUUUGAGGUCUCGUAAAGUAUGGUAUGAAUGAGCAAAUUGCAAUUCUCAUCAAAGAAAGCAACGCAAAUAAAGAAUAAAGUUUUCUGAAUGGAGUGGUUUUUGUCGUAGAGUACGGGUGCAACAGAUUAUCUCUAUGCUUUUUUACCAUUGUGUACUAUUGUACAUAUUCCUUAAAUCUACUGUGGUCCUCGAAUUAAUUUCCUGUCUCAUCAUAGAUUAUAUUCUCAUUUUCCAAAUAAUCCCUUUUGUUCCUUGUAAUCGAAUCACCGUUUUUCUUGAAAAACAUCUUCCCAUUAUCUUUAGCAUUUAUAUGAUCGAGCAUAAGCAAUUAGUAAUUUCCGGCUUUUUAUUGAUAGUUUGAUCUUUGCAAAGUUUUACAAAUGUCUGGCCUGGAAUCCGUUUCACAAUCCUCCAAUGGCGCCAUCGUCCUGCACCGCCAUAAGUCAGAAAGGGCUAUUGUGUCCACUUUUCCUCCAUAAAGCGUGUCGCGGAUCUAAUCGCUGACUAAUCGCCCACGCAAAUACCUGCGUGCUCUCGCGCGAAUCGUUAGAGUGCGUUUCCAAGGAGUCCGCUACGCGUGUACCGGGAUAUUUACUGUCGGAUCAAGGCUAGUAGCGGAUUCUACUCUAGCGACCCAUGCGAAAAGAAUGGCAUAACAAAAGUUUUCAUCGGUUAUUUUCGCCCUUUAUGAUACCAUCUUUGUUCAUAUCUCUCUUUUUCUUCAUAUGUCCUACGUUUCCCUAUCGUAAUGUCCACGUUAACAUGUAAUACGUCAUAAAAUUUUGUUUCGAUGCUUGUAAUUGUCUAAGUAUAGCUCUAUUUAAACUAUCUAUUUGUUGAAAUGAAGUCCUAACGCUUAUCUUAAAAGAUUGGUCUCUUUUUUAUUUCAUAAAUUAUUACAAUUAAUAAUUAUAAAUUAUUAAGAAAUUACAGUUAUAGAAUCAUCGGUAAAAACGGAGAGAAUACUGCGCAUGCGCAGGAAUCUUUAGUAGGUCGUGUCGACGGCUUGAACGAACUCGUCCCGCGCCGUUCGUUCAGACCAGUCAUACCAAAGGUGACUCGAGAUAUGCCACGCGUAUAAAUCGCUAUAAUCGACUGAACAAGUACCUUCACCUACCUCGAAUUCGUGUAAUUGUCGUAUAACAUAAGUGUGAUUUGAAGAAAUUUGAAAAUCAAGUGAUAUGUGAGUUGACAGAACCUCAAAAACACGUGAAUAUGUCAAGUGAAUGUACUGUACUCGCUACUUUCUCGAGGUUAUCACGUUGAAAUUGGCGGUUGGACGGAAGGGAUGGGACAUAAGAAAGGAAGAGGAAACUUCUAAAGAUAAUCGUUCAAGUGACCCAGAGGAAUAGAUCGGCUCCGCAGAGGGUGCCAAUACGUAAGGAUUGUCGGAAGUUUUGCGAGGAAGGCGCGCGAGAGAGGCGCGCGCACGAUAGUAGGUCGAGUCGUGUUCGAUGAAACUCGGCUAGGUUCGGCUAAGUUCGAUACGCUCGAAUUCGAAGUUCGUUCGCGGCGACCGCGCGUUCGCUGUUCGGUCAGUCAGUCAGUCGCACGCGGCAAACGAAGUCCUCAAGAAGUCGAGGAGGUUAGUAAACGCGCGAGGAAACAUAGCGAACGAGACAUAACAGAGAAAGAGAUAGAGACUGAACAAGGUGAAGAGAAGAAACGAUAAGUGACUCGAAGAAAACAAAACAUUGGGUGAGAAGACGAUACAGCGAAUCUUACAUAGCGCGUUACAUUCACGUGAAGACUGGAGCCACUCUAGCGAGUGAGUCGAUCUCUCUGUUCGAUUCGAGAGAUCGACUGCUACCCUUCAAGGCAGCGUCAAUAGGCAGACGGAGAAAAAAUCGUCAAAAGUGUAAUAGCACAAAGAGAAUCACCGACGAAUACGACGAUGGUAUACAGUGGUGGCUUCGACAUGGUGGAAACGAUGCCACAGACAGUACCUACUGCAGCCGGCUAUUCGCCGUCGUUCGAUUACAGUACAUUCCAGUUCGAUUUGUCCCUUCUGUCGGACGAUUAUGCCGCUACGAACACGCAGAGUACACUGAAAGCAACGCAAAUCAAACAGGAAGCACAAUCGCCUCGCCCCAGUUCGCCGACCGCUUACUCGAGUUCACCUUACCCCGGUGCUGGUGGUGAACUAUCCCCUAACUACUCGCAUGAAGGUUCACCAGGAUACCCGACGAGUCCAUACUACGUGCCUAGGAGUCCUCAGAGUGCUCAAUUCUAUCCGACCAGUCCAGAACCUCCCGCGAAGCAGCCGGUUAAGAGAGAAAAGAGCCUCGAUCUUCUUGCUAUUUUGCAGGAGUCCAGACUCCUAGCCGAGAGUCUAGGCUACCGGGAGGAUUCUACUGACUGUACAGUGCCGUGCACACCACCCAGGACAGAGGAGGAUAUUUACAACAGCCUUGACGCGGACUUCUUCGCGAAGAAAGAGGAUACCGCAGUGCAAGGACACCCGUUGCUGAAGGAAAUCCUGUUCAAGGAAGAGCCUCGAUCCAGCUGUAGCAGCAGCAAUAGCAGUGCCAGUGGCAACACCAGCACCUCCUCCUCGUUGUCGUCCUCCUCAUCGAGUACUUCUUCCUCGCCAGAUCCUGUGGAACUCGAGAACAGUUCUCCUUUGAGAAACUUGCUGUUUAAAGGUACCAGAAAGGAUUUCGCGGAUGCCGCGAGAACAAAUGUUCUGAAACUUGAGAGAAUACAGGACGAGGUCCGAAAUCCUCUGCAAAAGGAGGAGGAGCUGUUCAAGGACGGACAAAAGAGCGAUCAUCAGUUGCUCAGAGAGGUUUUGAGGGAUACCAGCUUUCAAAGAAAGUACAAUUUGAGACCCGUGGAUCUGGGUAGCGUCGGGACAGGGUUCGUGGAAGACAUGGAAGCCGGCGAAUGUGUCGGUGAUCUGACUAGAGAACAGAUCGAACCUGUCCUCAGUCUGGCCAUCCAGCAGCUCCAGAAGGACUUCGACAAUACCUGCGUGGCUCUUGGUAUUCAUCCCGAGCCACGACGCUGGAGUGCUGCGGACGUAGCAGCCUGGAUCCAGUGGGCCAGAAGGCAGCUGCAACUGCCCUCGGUGCCACUGGAGAGCUUCAACGUGGACGGUGCUACGUUAGCUUCCCUGACGGAAGAGGAAUUCUGUCAGCGUGCCCCUCAGUGUGGAAGCAUUCUUCAUGCGCAACUAGAAAUUUGGAAAGCAACAGUCGAAGAAUCUCCACGUAACACAUUAGCAGCUUCCUGGGUUCCCCCAGUUGUGCAAAUAUCUAACAGUAACAAUAACACCUCAUCCCCUAUUACGAAUACAACUCCAGCUAGUGUUAAGGGCUCCACUUGCAGCGGAGAUUUCUCCGAUGACGAGGACGAGGACUGCGGUUCGCAAGCAGGAACGGGUGGUGGCGGCGGCGGCGGCGGUGGUAAAAUGCGUAACGGUGGCUCGCACAUUCACCUCUGGCAGUUCCUGAAGGAGCUGCUGCAAAGCCCUGGCAUUCACGGUUCCUGUAUACGUUGGCUAGACCGUGGCAAGGGCGUGUUUAAGAUCGAGGACUCGGUUCGCGUGGCCAGACUCUGGGGCAAACGAAAGAAUCGGCCGGCCAUGAACUACGACAAGCUUAGCCGUAGCAUCAGACAGUACUACAAGAAAGGGAUCAUGAAGAAGACGGAACGUAGCCAGAGGCUGGUCUAUCAGUUCUGCCAUCCUUACUGUCUGUAAAUCCCGGUUCCGUUAAGUCUUUGCGCUCACGGACAUCGAACGUGUUACCUCGACGCCUUUCAAAAAUGUUUCAUAUUUAUUCCCGGCGAAACACGUGACGAAUGAACGAGUCGAGUCUUGAUCUCGUUCGAUCGUACGAUUUAUAAUAUUAUUUAUUGUAAACGCGAUACGUGUCGGGGUAACAUCGAUGAAUAGCGUCGCCUAUCUUUGUCGUAAUUACUCGUCGAUUCUCGUUUAUUAUUAGAAUAUUAUAUCAUAUGUUCAGAACAUAUACAUCGGCGAUAAAUUUGUUGACAUUGUGGACGAUCGAAUUAUUCUAGUUAUCGAUGGUUUAUCGAACGAGCGCAAAGAGUUUAACACCUUCUCGUCGAUUCGAGAUUCAAGGUCGUCUAGGCUGAAUACCUUGAAGCUGGCGUUCGUUUUCAAAGGGAGUUACGACGAAGGGCUUCCGACUCUUUCUGCGUGCAAUCUUUCCUCACAGGGCUCGUCGCGAAGACGAACGAUGGUGUGCGUGCCUGUUUCUCUCGUUGCGUGCGUGUCUGUUCGGUGUGGUUGAUUUUUUGAACAAAAAAAAUGAGAAGAUAAAGAAAAAGUAAAAGAGUGAAGAAUCAGUACGGAGGUCAAAGAUAAAAAAAAUACGAUCCACCGUGUCCGGUGUAUUAUCCUUCCAAGGAUAACGUCGUGCCACGGGUGGGUACCACUAAGUACGCCCGUUUUGGGCGAUCCUGUUUCCUUCCCUCUCCCUCGUCCCAGGUUUUCUUCCCCACUCUGUACCUCCCUUUUUUCAUUUCUGCCCCGACUUUUCUCGUUGUAACAUAAAUGAUUACCCCUUAAAAAGUAAGUUACUCCUUCGUUUCACGAUCCACAAUUUCCCCGUUCCGAUUAUCGGAGGCGUCGGGACGUAUGCAGAGUCGGUUUCCAAAUCUUUCGACUGGUACGCUUUCUGUAGAAAUAUCAUCUUUCAUUUUCAACUUUUCUUUUAAAUUCUUUUUCUUCUGAUAUCAAAUUUUAAAUAACGUAUAACUUCAUAAUAAUAUCGACGUAAUCGAUGAUCGCGUGUUAACGUAUCGAUACCACUUAACCACCAACGGUAUAUUAUGGCUCGUAUUAACAUUAACGUUUUACUAACGUAACGAUAACGAUAUACAUAGUACGAUAAUGCUGCUAGUAUUAUUACUAUAUUCCCAAGAUAUCAGUAAUACUACUACAAUGUUAUGAGCGAUGUACUAACCAUAAUGUUAAUGUUAUAACAUACUGAUGGUGGUAUUAAAUCGGUAUUAUAUACCGUUGUAUUAUCAUUAGCACGUUAUCGAUGCACUUAAACGCGACGUUACGUUAACCCGCGAUAUUUCUACAACUAUUAAAGCGGCGAUCGAAAGACGAGAAGAUCGACGCGUUCGAGAUCUCGUUCGGAGGUACGUCCUACGAGGUUCGAACGUGCAACGUCGUGAUGCCGACAUUAUUGUUGUUCGAGGAUGGAAGAACAACAAGGAAGAAGCGAGUCAGUGGAGAUUUCGUUGGAGAAAAGGGAAGAAACUCCUCUUUCCUCUCUGUUCUCACGAUUGCUUACCAGCGCCGGUCGCCAAAGCCUCGAGCUGUAUCCUAUCCACGGAUCCACGAUCUAUGGACGAUCCAGCGCGCGGAACUAUUCGCUCAUACUGGAUCCGUCCCGCCAUUUUAAUUUUUCUUUUUCAUAGGAAAUCGGAGUAAAUAGAAAGAGAGGGAAUUAUUGAGUCCUUUGAUAGUGUUGAGAUUACAUAUGCUUGGUGCUAUGAAUCGAAUAUUUUUUAUCAAACAUCUUUACAACAUUUAUAUUUCACAAGGCAAUGCUAGUUUAUAAAACAUGAAUUUUUUCGUUUCUAUAAAACAGAUUAACUAUUUUUGAUGCGAAAUAUUUUUAAAAUUGUAGUAUAUAUAUAUAUAUACUACAAUUUAUAUAUAUAUAUA
Molecule: messenger RNA, 8133 nt
Organism: Bombus huntii
Lineage: Eukaryota; Metazoa; Arthropoda; Insecta; Hymenoptera; Apidae
Gene: Ets98B
Product: DNA-binding protein D-ETS-4
Exons: 6
Coding region: 4378-6186 (602 amino acids)
Biological process (GO): cell differentiation; regulation of transcription by RNA polymerase II
Cellular component (GO): nucleus
Molecular function (GO): sequence-specific DNA binding; DNA-binding transcription factor activity, RNA polymerase II-specific
Source: RefSeq, a predicted model, not a curated record